Endocarpon pusillum Z07020 is the source of this 6024-nucleotide messenger RNA. RefSeq lists its product as uncharacterized. The record is from RefSeq and is a predicted model, not a curated record. Gene Ontology annotation, biological process: chromatin organization. The transcript has a single exon. NCBI's taxonomy places the organism in Eukaryota, Fungi, Ascomycota, Eurotiomycetes, Verrucariales, Verrucariaceae. The coding region runs from base 1 to 6024 and encodes 2007 amino acids. Gene Ontology annotation, molecular function: nucleosome binding. Gene Ontology annotation, cellular component: HIR complex; nucleus.
AUGUCUGGUUUCCCUGCAUUGAAUAUCGAGCCGGAGGUUGACAACAUAGAAGAAGUUGACGAUACUCGCGAGAUUCAACUCGAGGAAGCCCUCAAGCUCUAUCAAAAUGCUCUCAGACUCCAUUCUCUGGGCCCGGAAUAUCUAGAUCAGGCCGCGAAUGCAUACACGGAGCUCUUCAACUCGGAGAUCUUCCGCUACCCUGAAGCCAUUUCUGAAUUUACACGAGACGAGUUGGACAAUGGCCCAGGGGAUACACUCACCGUUGAUCAAUCACUGCCACAGGUGAAUCUUGUUCAAGGCGCAAGUACAGAAGCAUCUCCUAGCUCUCUACCACAAAUCAUCUAUCUUUCAUUCAAGAAUUACGGUCAAUUUCUGCUUGAACAGGAUGCAUUCGCCAACCCCCACUACGACUCCCAGGAUGGAUCGAAGAAGUCCUCUUCUCACGACAUUAUUCUAAUAUGUUCGAAGGCACUAAAACAGUUUGCUCAAGCGCUAGAGAGGGAUGACACUGAUUUGGAUCUGUGGAGGAAAGCGGCGAGGGUCGCCCAGAUCUGCAGCAGUGAUAGGACCAUACGAUUCUGUCUUGAGAGCGUUUUAGCAGGAGACGAUGACAGAGCCAACGAGGUGGUGGAGAUACUUGGACUUGAUGAAGCGCUCGCAGCAGGACAGCUGGAAGAUAUUGUUGGCAGUCUUGAAGAUGAUCUUUCUUUUAUACAAUCUUCCAGCAACAAACCAAGAAAAGAUCUUCUGAGGCUCCUGGGAAAGACCAUCGAACCAUUUCCCUUUCUGCCCUCUCAGUCUCAUCUUUCUCGAGAUCGUCAUCCGAAGCGUAGGGCCCUUGCUUAUCAGCCGAAGCGAUGGGUUGUGCAAGCUACCACUCGAAGCUGGCAUGGAGUCGGGCAGGCAAUCCUGCAGGCUUUGAAUGACGAACAGCAAUCCAACAUAGAUCCAGGUCCUGGGGCUGCUGUACAGAUCGACGUCCCUGCCGAGCCCGAAUUGAGCGAAAGGAGCAAGGUGGAUAUCGGCUCCCUGCCCUCUAAGGUGGAAUCCAGACCGGCCAGAGAAGCUAGUGGCAGGGACUCAGAGAUGACAGACGGUGCCGCUCAACCCUCAACGGAUUUCGUUCUCUCUGUCAAGACUGAAACGGUCACCCCAUCAGAGAGAGACUCCUUGCCAGAUCCAGCUUUGGAUAUUGUCAUGGACUCGUCAAAGGCUGAAGCGUCGUCGAAAAGAGCCAACGAAAUAUGCCAAGGGGACGAAAUAAAUAAGGAAGGCGGACAAACUUGUCUUCCAACCCGGAAAAGAUCUGCUGAGUUUGCUGGCCAUGAUGAGCCAGUAGAUAAUGGACGGUCGAAAAGCAAAAGACUGCGCAACCGUGAGUCCAAUGCUGAUGCCAUGCUGCAAGAAGAAGAGACCGCCAACACCCUUGCCAAGUACUACCAGGAUCAACUCAGUGACCUGGCUUUGGCGGAUCAGUGGUUGUUCUCCACCAGCGCUUCUUUGCUAUCAAAACUUGGAGUUGAGGAACUCGGAUCACUCGAAGAUCUGCGAGAUGACAUCCUUCAUGCGUCAAAUGUGGAGGACUUAUCAGACACCGAUCUUUCCGCAGAUGCGAUUGCCAUGAAAGACCUUCGAUCCGCCCUAAGUUCGUGGACGGAGGAGAAAGCGAGCGCAGCGGCGUACGGGUAUGGUGGGAGUACUUUUGGUGGAGGAAAAGCUGGCCUUACACUCUUCCUUGAGCACUCGAAGACCGCCGUACCGAGGUCAGAUAGCAUCUUACCAUUUGCAUCGAGUAAAGAUUUGUUUCAAUUUAUAGCUCGAUGCAACGAGGGGUGGUAUAGUAUUCAGCAGACGGCCUUUGACUGGCUUGAAGCACUCAUACAACCAUCUUUAUCGUACGAUGCCACUUGCUCUUCGAAUUGUCUAACGCAAUCAUCAUACAAGACUACUCUCUGGCCUGAAGAUUUGAAAUUAACCGUGGUUCAACUCAUCGUUCGUGCAGACGAGUACAUCUACCAAGUCAUGCAGCAGCGACUGGACGAGCUGGUCAGCCGAAUGCUCUCGAUCGCCCAAGGCUCGUCGGCAGAGUAUACACUUCGAGAUGUCGCCAUUGCAGACGCGGCCGAAACAUUAUAUGAGUUACACCUUGACAUCUACUCAAGGAUCACAAAUCCAAGCAGUCAAGUGGACAGCGCGACUCGAGUUCUUCAGCACGAUCGUUUGCAGAGAUGGAGCGAGCUUGCAGGAUCUUUCAUCAACAUCUAUGCAGACCGUGCAGAUGAUGUUCCUGUCCAGCAAUGGCAUGUCAUUCGUUUCAUAUGGACUGCGACCACACAUGCUAACAUGGCGGACAAUACCUCCCAAGAACAUAUCACGCUAUGUCUCCAGGACCUUCAAAAGCUGAUGAGUCUAGCCGGCAAUCCAACUAUAAUCUUACCCAACAAUGCAGCACUGCCUGAAAUCUCUUUCUCGGCUGUGGAACAGGAAAUCUCACGAAUCAGUACCCUUGAUUUCUUCAUGAGCGUUUUCAACGAUGACUCGAAAGACCCUAUUGGUGUGAUCGAAAGUCUAGAGCCAAUACUAGAACCUUGCAGUCAGCCAUCAGCUAUUAGCCCUAUUUCUGUUGAUGGCUCCGAGCAGCCGUCGCCGAUCUCGGUUCAAACGCAGCAACUAAUUGAGUUUCUUGAGUCUGGCGAUGCGUCGCUGAGAUUGUUUCUCUGGCGGCGCCUGCGUGAUGCCUACGUCGCCAUCGACUAUCCCCCCAAAGUAUUAUCGUGCUAUUUAAGAAGUAUCGAAGUAAUAGUUUCGGAGCUCCUGUCGCAAAGGCACAUCCGCUUGGCGACCAAUACCCGACAGCUCGCUUUGCUGAAGUGGUUCAAAGAGCUUGACGACAUCAUCGGCAAAUUGCUUCACAGAAUCUUAGCCGAUUCAGAAGCUUUCGAAGUCGUUGACGAGCCACACCUGCAGAGUUCCUUCUCAACAAUCGCUCGACUUUCUCGCAUAUUGCAUAGCAUUGUCCUGUAUGAGGAUGCUGUUCGAGUUGGUCAGCUAUCUGAACUCAAAGGAAAGAAUAUUUCAGGUACGAAAUCCCUGGACAAAUUUAGAGAAAAAUUGCGGGAUAUGUAUGUCCGGAUAUGGACGCUGCAAUAUACUUUGUUGAGGGAAGGGAUUGCACAAAAGAAGGACCAUUUUGAAAAUCCUGCGGAUGAUCAGGCAGCAUUUUUACAGUCGCUACAUCAUGCUCUCGGCUUACGAGGAUAUUGCAAACAUUCCAGCAAAAUCUUCUUAAGGCUUCUAAAAUCUGAAUUGAUGACAUUGAAUACGAAGGACGACUAUAGCGCGGACAUGGCGCAAGUUUUGUUCGACCUGCAUCAGCUCAGGUUCGCCCCUGGGAUUGGAGACUGGAACCAUGAUUGUCCACCAGAGCCACUUGACAAGAAAUCAGCGGCACACAUUCUGGAGAAUGUCGUGUUGCAAGCACGCAAAAUGAACAUUAAGGAUCUGCUCAAGAGUGAGCUGAAAAGCACCAUCGAGAAGGUUCAACAAGCGUUGGGAGCACCGAAAUCUUCUCCCACGCUGUCCUACAAUAGGCGAGUCAUCAAUGCGUAUCUCAAGUCUCCAGUCAAUCAAUUGCAGCUCUUUCGAGCAUCGAGAGGUGAGGGCAGUCUACCCGUACGUAUCGUCCAGGCUGAGAGCGUUAAAAUCGCUGCAUACGGGUGGUAUUUCCUUCUUGGACACAUAGCGCUUGCAAAAUUCAAAUCGAUUAAGAGGACCAAUCCAGGCCCAACAGAUGACUUGGACGUUGCUAUUACCUUCCUCAAGCAAGAUUUGGAGCACGAUAUUGAGAGAUGGGAGACUUGGUUUCGGCUAGCUCAGGUGUAUGAUGCCAAAAUUGAAGAGGAACUUCUUUGGACUGCCGACAAGGUCAACAACUUCCGAUCGGAUUUGGCGAUCCUACAGCGAAAUGCGAUACACUGCUACGAGAUGGCAAUGGCAAUGUCUAUUCGUGGUGCUGAUGACAGUGAAGAAACUGCAAAUAUGGUAUCUGAGAUGUACACAGGAUUUGCGACAAGGUUGUAUGCUUCAUCUCGAGAGCCCUUGAGCAUGGACGCCUUCGACACCAAAUAUCAACAACGACAUUUUACGGGCAGUAAUGAGCAAUCAGGUCUUUACGAAGGGCCUUCCACACCUUCUAUGCGCAUAUUUGCUGUAUGGAGAUUCUCGGCGCAUCUUCUCCGUCGAGCUCUUGCCGAUAAACCUCGGAGCUGGAUUAACCAUUAUAUGCUCGGAAAAUGUCUCUGGAAAAUGUUGACAAAUACCGAGCCCGAAUCGCCGCGAAGAGUUCUGGUUGAAGAAGUGCUUGAUGCGUUCUCGGAUGCAAUUGAGAAUCUACCGGGACGAAAGGACAGCCGCACCGAUCCUAUACUCGAACCACACUUCAAGCUUGUUUCAGUUGUGCACAAGCUCGUGCAUCGAAAGAUGUUGACUCCAUUGCAAGGUAGCGAAGCACUUCAAGUCACCCCUUGGGCAAGAAACGUGCACCUCGCUGAAGAAGACGAUAGCUGGGAACCGUAUGUACUGGAGAUCUUGAAGAAGCUCGGUCACGCGGACAAAUCGAACUGGCAUCACCGUAUCAUCGCUCGUGCGGCCCAUGUCAUAUACGAUGACCAGCAGACUAUUGCUGGUGCCCUUGGAGCGAAGCACGAAUUCACGCAACAGAUUUUCACUAAGACCAUGACAUUGCAAGUAUGGAAGCCGGAACAUGAACGGGCAGGAAGACAUUUCAUCUACACAAGUCGUUAUGUUCUCUUCUUCGUCAGUCUCCUUAACCAGCUAAAUGAUAGGGCAAGUCUGGAUCAGCUUGUAAGACGCAUACGAAGAAGGCCAGGAGAUUAUCUCAACCAUCAACAAGUUUGGGAACAGGUGGUCACCACUUAUAUCGGCCUAUUACGUCGCCUGGCCAAGGUUCCAGUUGGACAUGAAGAGGCAGUCUUUCGAGCGAUGGACCACGAUGAAUUUCAAAUCAACGCCAGGAAGCUGGAAAGUCAUGCUCAUGAGCCGGAGACCUCAAAUCUGGUCCUCGACAUUCUUAGAGACACGAUUGAAGUGAAGAAGCUCAACAAUUCUCUCAUGAAAGGGUCUUUGAUUGAUGACUUGAUUGUCGACUGCUAUACUUCCCUUUACCAGAGCUAUGUUGCGACCCUGCCGCAGGAGGAGAAAGUAGAGCCAAUGGACAGCCAGACUAUCCAACAUGAGUCAGUUCAGGAUGACGGCAACCGGGAACGAAUGAAACUUGGUAGUAUCUUGACUGCGCAAACAGAUGGCAACAUGGUUCUUCCCGGACCUGGCACCAGACCAACAGCCCCAGCGUUGCCGACCGUUGGUCCUUCUGGAAUGCCAGCACCGCCAGCAAAGCCUGCUCGUCCUAAGACUGUGACUCGUCGAGAGGUCCAACGAAAAGCCGAGGGUCUUAUUAUACGACCACCUCCAAUCAAGACUCCCACACUACUCAAGCACACCGCAUUUCCUCGCCCUCCCAUUGCGGUUGAGAUUCCACAAUCGUCGAGCCAGCAUGUCCGAUCUUCUUCUACAACGGACACUCAAGCAAUCAAUGUCGGACUUGGCCUGGGUCCCAUAGAAGGAUCUCGCAUCUUGAAUCUCCGCGAAGAUGCUGUGAACGGUACCAAAAGUGCCGAGAGCUCGAGACCUGGCAGCGUCCAUGACAGUGCCGAUGAUGAGAGCGAAUUGAGUGAGCUUGAGGAAGGCGACAAUGUGCUCGAUGAGGAGGUGGUUGAGGAGGAUAGAGUUGAGAGGUUUAACACAGCAUUAAGGAUGUCAAUCCUAUACCCUGGCCUCCCCUCAAAGGUGUCAGAGAACGACGAUUCGAGUGUGGUCAUUAGUGACAGCGAAUCUGCUCGGAACGAGCGACCGGAGGAUAUGAAUGUUGAUGAAAAUGUUGAGUGUGGUAAAGAAAGUAAUAUGAAUGUAAUCAAUGCUGUGGGCGAAGAUACAAUGAAAGAGUAG